Molecule: messenger RNA, 4245 nt
Organism: Closterium sp. NIES-65
Lineage: Eukaryota; Viridiplantae; Streptophyta; Zygnematophyceae; Desmidiales; Closteriaceae
Source: the annotation of a GenBank genome assembly
AUGGGUCAGAGUGGAUCGAGAGAGGAGCUGAUACGUCACGCCGCGAAGCACGGCGACACGUCAGGCAUCCGAGAGCUGGUUUCACGUGGAAUAAGCGUCAAUUGCGUGGAUUCGAAGGGUCGCACGCCGUUGAUUCUUGCCAGCAGCCGGGCAGAGGGGUAUGAGGCGGCGAAACUUCUGCUGCAGUUGGGCGCUCUUGUUCGCGCCUACUCUAAAGGUCCAGGAGGGGGCACGGCUAUUCACUAUGCCGCUCGCAAGCAGCUAGAUGCCACGGUGAAGCUGCUGCUGGACCAUGGAGCGGAACCCCUUCUUCCCAACGAUGAUGGAAGGAGCGCGCUGGACCUGGCGAGAGAGAGAAACGCCACUGCUGUUGUCCGACUCAUAGAGAGCCGGGUGGCAUUGUUCGAAGGCUAUGUGCGCCAGCAGACCCUCUCGGCACCGUCGCUAGUGAAAGCCUUUAUCCCGCAAUGGGUGUACCGGAGAAUCUGGGUGGCAGUGCUACCUGGGCCCACCAUGAGUGAUGGACGCCAGACAUUCCGCCUCGCUCUCUAUCCCUCCAUGGCUUUUGGCGCACCCUAUUUCGACAUAGCUCUGCAUGUGUGCCGCAUUCACAUGACCAAGCUGGACUCUGCCAACCCUGUACUCGUUAUAGAGGACCCCGUUCAUGCGGAGAAGGGCAAGUGGAAGUUUGUGAGCGACAAGGAUUCACCCGACCCCUCGCAGAUAUUCCGCCUGCACGACGCCUGCCGGGGAACACCACGGGCUCGCACCCAGUCAGCCAAUCAGCAUCCGCCACCUCAGCAUGUGGCAUCCUCUCCCCACACCCCACAAUCACAUGCACCAUCACCGGAAACCCAGCUCCCAGCGUCUCGCUCUCACACUGCCCCCUCCUCCAUUGACCAUCCCCCCCCACCACAGAUGCACCCCACCAUGUACCCCCAACCUCCCGCCGCUCCUCCUGUUUCCCCUUUUGCUGCUCCUCCUGCUCCUGCUGCUGCUGCUGCUGCUGCUGCUUAUGAUGCUUAUGCUGCGGCCUAUUACACACAGCAGCAGGCACAACAGCAGCAGCACGCAUGGCAGCAGUAUCAGCAGCAGCAGCAGCAGGCAUGGCAGCAGCAGCAGCAGGCAUGGCAGCAGCAGCAGCAGCAGCAGCAGCAGCAGGGAGGGUGUUCUGGAGCAGCAGAAGGAGCAGGAGGGAUGACAUCAGCAUCAUCUGAAUCCAGGGGUGUGGUGAACGUGCACGCGUGGCAGGAUGACGUGGACGAGGACACGGCGUUCCAGCUGGCACUGACUGAGUCGAUGCACACUGCCAGCACCGCUGGUUCUUCCCGAGCCAACGCUCCUGGUGCUUCUAGUGCUUCUAGUGCCGCCGCUGCGGCUGCUCAGGGGAUGAGCAGAGGGGAGGGAGGAGCAGACGGGUUUAUUCUCACCCGCUCCUCCUCCGAGCCUCAGUCCAGAUCCGGACGCUCCCUCUCCUCAUCUUCCUCUUCCGCUGCUGGUGUUGGUGCUGCUGCCUCUGGUGCAUCCACUUCUUCUCAUCGCUCCUCCAGGUCCGUUUCAGCCUCUGCUGAUCGCCACCCCUUUGCCCCACCUGCUGCUCCUAUCCCCUCUUCCUCUGCUGCUGCCGGCUCUUCCUCUGGCAUUGCCGCUGGUCCUGCAGCUGGCUCUGCGGCUGGUUCUGCAGGUACAGCUGGCACUGCUGGCACUGGUGUUGCAGCAGGCGUGGAAGGGGGUAGAAUGCGCGACGAAAUUGCGAAUCAGUUCUCCUCUGUGGCACCGGCGUUCAACCGAGCAGCAGCAGCCGUGUCGUCGCUCUUUGCUUCUGGCCCACCGUCAGCACCCCCUGUGGAUGGUCCUGCUUCCACAUCAGGAGCAUCAGUGGGAGCAGGGAGAGUGCCAGGAGCAGCCGUGACAGGCCAGCCAGCUUCAGCAGCAGCAGCAGCACCAGCAGCAGCAUCAGUAUCACCAGCACCAGCAGGAGCAGCUCCAGCUUUCAAUGCUAGAGCAGCAGUGGCUGCUGAGGCAAUUGCAACAGCAGCAGGGGCUCUCACGUCAGCAACAGCCGCUGUAGCCGCGACGGCAUGGCAGCGAACCACGGGCCACCGUGCUUCCUUCUUCGACCCUCCUCUCAUCCAGUUCUCCCCUCCCAGCAGCCCCAGGCGAAACCCACACCCUCCCAUCCACCCUCAGGCUCAACCACCUAUCAUCACCCACCACGUUCAACCACCUAUCACCCAUCAGCACCCACCUGUUUCCAUGAACCCUCAGGUGCAACCACCCAACUCCCAUCCCCAUACACCUGCCAGCGUCCCAUCCCCUGCUGCUGCAGCGUUGGUAGCUAUUCCUGGUGCGUCUUUCUCGUCUGUAGGCGGCUCGUUUGCUGGUCUUCCUUCGCCAGGAGCAGCAUCUGUAGCGGAGCUACAUCCAAGCUACAACCCUGAGAGGUUGAUUUGGGCGGCGGCAGUGGCGGAGAUUUGGGCAGCGGCAGUGGCGGAGAUUUUGGCGACGGCAUUGGCGGAGAUUUGGGCGGCGGCAGUGGUGGAGCCCUGGGCGGCGGCAGUGGCGGAGACCUGGGCGGCGGAAGUGGCGGAGACCUGGGCGGCGGAAGUGGCGGAGACCUGGGCGGCGGAAGUGGCGGAGACCUGGGCGGCGGAAGUGGCGGAGACCUGGGCGGCGGAAGUGGCGGAGACCUGGGCGGCGGAAGUGGCGGAGACCUGGGCGGCGGAAGUGGCGGAGACCUGGGCGGCGGAAGUGGCGGAGACCUGGGCGGCGGAAGUGGCGGAGACCUGGGCGGCGGAAGUGGCGGAGACCUGGGCGGCGGAAGUGGCGGAGACCUGGGCGGCGGAAGUGGCGGAGACCUGGGCGGCGGAAGUGGCGGAGACCUGGGCGGCGGAAGUGGCGGAGACCUGGGCGGCGGAAGUGGCGGAGACCUGGGCGGCGGAAGUGGCGGAGACCUGGGCGGCGGAAGUGGCGGAGACCUGGGCGGCGGAAGUGGCGGAGACCUGGGCGGCGGAAGUGGCGGAGACCUGGGCGGCGGAAGUGGCGGAGACCUGGGCGGCGGAAGUGGCGGAGACCUGGGCGGCGGAAGUGGCGGAGACCUGGGCGGCGGAAGUGGCGGAGACCUGGGCGGCGGAAGUGGCGGAGACCUGGGCGGCGGAAGUGGCGGAGACCUGGGCGGCGGAAGUGGCGGAGACCUGGGCGGCGGAAGUGGCGGAGACCUGGGCGGCGGAAGUGGCGGAGACCUGGGCGGCGGAAGUGGCGGAGACCUGGGCGGCGGAAGUGGCGGAGACCUGGGCGGCGGAAGUGGCGGAGACCUGGGCGGCGGAAGUGGCGGAGACCUGGGCGGCGGAAGUGGCGGAGACCUGGGCGGCGGAAGUGGCGGAGACCUGGGCGGCGGAAGUGGCGGAGACCUGGGCGGCGGAAGUGGCGGAGACCUGGGCGGCGGAAGUGGCGGAGACCUGGGCGGCGGAAGUGGCGGAGACCUGGGCGGCGGAAGUGGCGGAGACCUGGGCGGCGGAAGUGGCGGAGACCUGGGCAUCGGCAAUGGCGGAGAGCAGGGCGGACCCGGCGAAGAGCAGGGUGGACCCGGCGGAGAGCAGGGCGGACCUGCCGGAGAGCAGGGCGGACCUGGCGGAGAGCAGGGCGGACCUUGCGGAGAGCAGGGCGGACACGGCGGACAGCAGGGCGGCCGGCAGGGCGGACAGGGCGGACCGCCGCAGCGAGGUCAGCAGGGCGGAGAGCAGGGCGGACAGCAAGGCGGACGUGGCGGACCACCGCAGUAGGGCGGACAGCAGAGCGGAUAGCAGGGCGGAUUUGGCGGACCGCCGCAGCAGGGCGGACAGCAGAGCGGAUUUGGCGGACAGCAGGGCGGCCAGCAGGGACCGCCGCAGGGCCUUACUGGCGGACAGCAGAGCGGACAUCAGAGCGGACAGCAGGGCGGACAGCAGGGCGGAUCUGGCGGACCGCCGCAGCAGGGCGGACCUGGCGGGCCGCCGCAGCAGGGCGGACAGCAGGGCGGACAGCAGAGUGGAUUUGGCGGACAGCAGGGCGGCCAGCAGGGACCGCCGCAGGGCUUUACUGGCGGACAGCAAAGCGGACUGCAGGGCGGACAGCAGGGCGGACAGCAGGGCGGAUCUGGCGGACCCCCGCAGCAGAGCGGGCAGCAGGGCGGACAGGGCGGAUCGCCGCAGCAGGGCAGACAGGGUGGAGCAGGCAGCUCGAGAUUCGCUACCACUCAGAGUGUGA